GUGUGUAUUAAAAAAACAAGAAAAUAAAAAUAAAACGAAAGAAAAAAUUGCGGCGGUAAAUAACAAAAUAAAAUUUCAAUUUCGUAUUGAUAACAUAAUGUCGAAAACGAAAAAACAAUCAUUAUCCGGUGGAGGAGGAAAUGGUGAUUCUUUGGAGAUAUUGAAUUAUAAACCUAAAGAUUUAGUAUGGGCUAAGAUGAAGGGUUUUGCCCCAUGGCCAGCUAUGAUUGUUGAGCCACCUCUAGAAUUAUUAAAUAAUACACACAAAACAAGUUCAAAAUGUGUAUUCUUUUUUGGAUCCCGCAAUUUCGCCUGGAUUGAAAUCAAUAAUAUCAAACCCUUCGAGGGACCAUGGAAAGAACAAUUAUCAAAAUUAAAUAAACCAGCAUCGUUCCGUCAGGCCAUGGAGGAUAUUAAAAAACACAUGGAAGAUCCUACCGAAAUCGAUGAGUUCAUUAGUAAAAGUACCGGUAUACGCAGCCAACCGACCGAAGCCGAUUUUGAUAAGAUACGUGAUGGUUAUACAACGGAAGAUGAAAACACCAUCGAUACAAAUGCAAAUAAUUUGGACAACAAUAACGGAGAAAUUUCCGAUUUAGAUGAGAAUAAAGAUGGUGUUGCAGCAGGGGCGGCGACGACGACACCGGUGGUGACUAAAACACCCGCAAAACGUGUACCCAAGCCAAAAGCCUCCACCGCACCUACAACAAAAAUCGCCAAAUCGACCAUAUCGUCGAAGGCAUCAACAACAAAACGACGCGCCUCACAAACACCGGCCACCACAAAACGUAAACGUAACGAUACAACGCCGCCACAUAUCAAUAAUGACUAUUUGGAAGAGACUGCAUCGCCGCGUCGUCGUAUACUCAACGAAGCUUUAGCACACAUUGGCGGUAGUAUUAGUCCACCGCGUCGCAAUAAUACGUCCAUUGCCUUGUUGGAACGGCCACAUGUUAGGGUACCCGAAACACAAACUAUCGAUAUGAGUACGCGUUCACAGACACUGGCCGAACGUGAUAUUGUACCAUCGGAUUUGACAUUUGGUUUCUUGGGUUUGGGUAUAAUGGGUUCGGCCAUUGUCAAGGAUCUAAUAUGUACCGGACACAAGGUGAUUGUGUGGAAUCGUACAAUGUCAAAAUGUGAACCAUUUAGAGAGGCUGGGGCAGAUGUUAAAGAAACGCCGGAGGAUGUGGUAAAUGCAGCUGACAUUAUCUUCUGUUGUGUUUCAGAUCCAAAGGCCUCAAAGGAUUUGGUUUUCGGCAACUGCGGUGUCUUACGUGCUGAUCUAUGCAACAAAGCCUAUGUUGAAAUGUCCACAAUAGAUCCAGAAACCUCACAAGAUAUUGCCGAGGGCAUAACACAAAGUAAUGGCCGUUAUCUGGAGGUACAAAUCCAUGGCACCCGCCAAGAAGCUGAAGAUGGCAUGCUAAUCAUAUUGGCCGGUGGCGAUCGUACGGUAUUCGAUGAAUGUCAAUCCUGCUUUAAAACAAUUGCCAAAAACACAUUCUUCUUGGGAGCAGAUGUUGGCAAUGCGUGCAAAGUAAAUUUGAUACUACAGACCAUAUUGGGCGUAAGUUUGGUUGGUUUAUCAGAGGCCUUAGCAUUGGCUGAUCGUUUUUCAAUUUCUCUAAAGGAUAUAUUGGAUAUUUUCCAAUUAACAUCUAUGAAAUCAGAUUUAUUAUUAGCCAAAGGCAGAGAAAUGGCCAAAGGCGAUUUCAAUCCCCAACAACCGCUCAGUCAUAUGCAAAAAGAUUUACGUUUAGUUCUAAGUAUGGCCGAAAAUCUAGAUCAAUCAAUGCCUGUUACAUCGAUAACAAAUGAAGUUUUCAAACACACCAAACGUCUGGGCUAUAGUGAACACGAUUCCAGUGCUGUAUUUGUAAGAUCCAGAUUUUAACAAUUAGUUAAUACUGCGCUAUUAUUUGACACAAACAUUAAUACAAUACAAACCGCAACAACAACAAAAAACACAGCGACAACCACAACAACUGCAACAAAUACAGAAAAUAACACCAACAACAAUAAUAUUUAAAUUAAAUGAUUUAUAGACUAUCAUUUAGGUUCUUUUUUACAUUGGGAUAAAGAUUGAGAUAUAACCACACACAUCGUCUUGUAUAAACUUAAAGUUUAUUUAAAAAAGUAAAUAAAUAAAUGAAA
Musca vetustissima is the source of this 2157-nucleotide messenger RNA. RefSeq names its product cytokine-like nuclear factor N-PAC (gene Ndf). Lineage: Eukaryota; Metazoa; Arthropoda; Insecta; Diptera; Muscidae. Bases 98 to 1897 code for a protein of 599 amino acids. The transcript is spliced from 8 exons. Gene Ontology annotation, molecular function: oxidoreductase activity, acting on the CH-OH group of donors, NAD or NADP as acceptor; NADP binding; NAD binding. The record is from RefSeq and is a predicted model, not a curated record.